CCGAAAGAAAACAAAAACCAAACUACAGAAACAAAAAUAAAUAAAAAAAAAACAAAGAAAAAACAUAUCUUAUAAAAUGUAAAAUAAAAUUAAUUAAAAAAUAAUUGGAAAAAGAAACUUCUGAUUUUGUUUCUUUUCUUGUUGGCAAAUCUCUCGAUCUUCUCUCUCUCAGAGUUCGCCAUUGCACUCAAGGGGCUUUUUUUUUAAAUUUUCAGGGGCUGCUGCUGGCGUGGAAUUGAGCAAAAAUGGAAGGCGUACUCUGGUGUCUCAUGUCUGUUGUUUGAUGUUUGUUAUUGAUUGUGUUUUUAGAGACUCUAAAUUUAGGGUUUUAGGUGUUGAACAUAUAUGUGUAUGUAUAUAGACUUUGUAUGUGGUUUGCUGAUUGAAUUAGAUAUGUUUUAAGAAAUUGUUUUUGUUAUUCAAAAGAAUAAAAUAUAUAUUGGAGAAGAGGUAAAGAGAGAAGGAUACAAUUUUAGAUGGGUAAUAAGCUGGGAAGGAGACGACAAGUCGUUGACGAGAGGUAUACCAGGCCACAAGGCCUUUAUGUUCAUAAAGAUGUGGACCAUAAGAAGCUAAGGAAGCUCAUUCUUGAAUCCAAGCUCGCACCAUGUUAUCCUGGCGAUGAUGAGUUUGGCAAUGAUCAUGAAGAAUGCCCUAUUUGCUUCUUGUAUUAUCCAAGUCUUAAUCGAUCACGGUGUUGCAUGAAGGGCAUUUGUACAGAGUGUUUCUUGCAGAUGAAAAAUCCUAAUUCUACACGUCCUACUCAAUGUCCUUUUUGCAAAACCACAAAUUACGCUGUGGAGUAUCGAGGUGUGAAAACAAAGGAGGAAAAGGGCAUGGAGCAAAUUGAAGAACAACGUGUUAUAGAAGCAAAAAUUAGGAUGAGGCAGCAGGAACUUCAGGAUGAAGAAGAGAGGAUGCAGAAAAGACUUGAAUUAAGUUCUUCAAGUUCUAGUAUUGCACCAGGGGAGGUUGAGUGUGGCUCUGCCGCUGUUCAAUCUUUUAGGUCUCCUUUGGAAGCUGAGGGAAGCAUUCCUUCUCAAUUCUCAAUCAGACACCCUCCACAUUAUAGGGCGAACAGGGAUGAUGAAUUUGACCUAGAUCUUGAAGACAUUAUGGUCAUGGAGGCUAUUUGGCUUUCUAUUCAGGAGAAUGGCAGACAGAAAAACCCAAUUUAUACUGAUGCUGCUUCAUCUGAAAAUUAUGCUGUACAAGGUCAUUAUGCCUUGCAAGCAAUGCCUCCGGUGACUGAAUCAUCAUCAUCUCCUUCUGGGGGUCUUGCUUGUGCAAUAGCUGCUCUUGCUGAGCGUCAACAGACGGGCGGGGAAUCCUUUGCUCAUAAUAAUGAAAACGUUGCAGCAUGUAACAUGCUUCCAGGCGGUAGCAGCUUUUACAACAGGAUGGAUCAGGAUGCAGAGAAUUACUCCCCAGCACAAGGCUCUAACAAUAUGUUAUCAGAUUGCAGAAUGGCAAGAGAUGAUGUGCAAUGGGUUGCUGAUCGAGGAUCAGAUGCUGCUGAAGCGGGGACUAGUUAUGCAAGCUCUGAAACAACAGAAGAUAGUGACGGAAUUUCUGUUGUAUUACCACCGCCACCACCGCCGCCGCCUGAUGAAAUAGUGGGGAGUGACUCUGGAAUGAUUGUUCCUGAGAGUUUUGAGGAGCAGAUGAUGCUGGCCAUGGCUGUUUCUCUUGCUGAGGCUCAAGCUAUGACAGGUGGAGCAGGAAGCGCAUGGCAAUAGUUUUCAGGGGUAGGGUACAAAAUUCAAACAAAUGAUGCCAGUUACGCUUUUCAGCUAGCUGGGUAUUGAGCUAGGAUGAUUGCACAAUGUGCUGCAGACAACUAGCUCAGUGGUCAAGGUAGUGACAAUUCUCCCUCCUUUGCACUCUAUCACUAUAUAUAUUUUGUUAAAGGAAAAUGGGUUGUCUUAGUGAAUGAAAGGUUGUUUGACAUUCAUAAUAACUUGGAUUCUUUCUUUCAAAGUUAUAAUAUAUAUAUAUUUUUUU
Messenger RNA from Ricinus communis (castor bean), 2004 nucleotides. Its product is annotated as E3 ubiquitin-protein ligase DA2L. NCBI's taxonomy places the organism in Eukaryota, Viridiplantae, Streptophyta, Magnoliopsida, Malpighiales, Euphorbiaceae. Gene Ontology annotation, cellular component: cytoplasm. The coding region runs from base 477 to 1739 and encodes 420 amino acids. The record is from RefSeq and is a predicted model, not a curated record. The transcript has 9 exons.